AUUCUGCUUGGUAAAGCAGGCAAACUCUACUUCUCUAUAGGUGGUCAAGUCUUACUACCUUUUUAAACGCAGGUUAUCAUUCCUCGAAAUAAAAUAAAGACUACCAACAGUAAUUUGGUCCCAAUGAGCAAAACGCUGCAACAGAAGAGUACUACAGAUCAAAACGUCAGCGUUAUUCACAUUCAACCCCAUACUAGUGGAUUACAGCAAGUCCCACAGUUGAUACCAGACUGCUCUAUAGGUGGAGGCAAGGCCAGUCCACCAAGCAAGCAAGCUAGAAAAAAUGCUGUCAUGGACAGAAACAGUGAAGAAUAUCGUCAGCGCAGGGAGAGGAAUAACCUGGCUGUGAAGAAAAGCCGAUUAAAAAGCAAACAGAAAGCUCAAGACACACUCGUGAGAGUUAACCAACUAAAAGAAGAAAAUGAACGCUUAGAGGCAAAAAUCAAACUCCUUACAAAGGAACUUGGUGUUUUGAAGGAUUUAUUUCUAGAACAUGCUCACAGUUUGGCAGACAGUGUGCAGCCUCACAGUACUGAAAGCUCUACAGCAAAGCAAGAAAACACAUGAUAAACUUUUAUUUUUA
This is a messenger RNA of Protopterus annectens (West African lungfish), 583 nucleotides long. RefSeq names its product CCAAT enhancer binding protein gamma (gene CEBPG). NCBI's taxonomy places the organism in Eukaryota, Metazoa, Chordata, Ceratodontiformes, Protopteridae. Bases 124 to 567 code for a protein of 147 amino acids. Gene Ontology annotation, biological process: regulation of transcription by RNA polymerase II; DNA-templated transcription. Gene Ontology annotation, molecular function: DNA-binding transcription factor activity, RNA polymerase II-specific; RNA polymerase II cis-regulatory region sequence-specific DNA binding. The transcript has a single exon. The record is from RefSeq and is a predicted model, not a curated record.